AUGUCGUCCACAUCCGCCCUGCUCGCGCCCGCGCAGACGCACGCCCUAUUCGACAUCUUGAUCCACCACCAGCUGUACGCCGAAAUCGAGGCCUUCAAGUACCCCUCCACCAUCAACCACUAUGGAUACCCGUUCCGCAAGGCAGACGGCGUGCAGACGACAAGUCCACUGCUGCAGAACAUGCUCAAUAAGUUUGCGCUGACUAAUCCGGCGCUCAAGAACUUGGACAACAGCUUUUGGCAGGACAAGAUUCAGGCGUUGGUCGCAAGGAUGGCAGAGGCCGAGCUGAGUGAAAGCUACGAUAAGGGCGCUAUUGGGUCCAGGAAAGCCUUGGCGACAGCUGCGAGUAGCAUCGCAGAGUACAUUGGGAGGGGUAUGCUAGGUGGAUAUCCGGUCGCGCUGGGAGAGGGCGACGGUAAGAAGCAGUACGACACCAACAAACCUGGGGAUGUUUUGGAAGCAUGGGAAGAGUGCGCCCGCACUUUCAUAUAUGGCAAUCUGCUCGAUCAACUGCUGGAGAAGGUCACAGCAACAGACAAGCUGGAGGACCAUUCCAGCUUAGUGCAAGCCGGACACGAGUUCAUCCUGCUGAAUGUCGCCUCGUUCCUCCACCACAUCUUCGUCAUGUCGCCAGACGGCCAGUACCUCGUGCGCCUCCUCGAGAACAUACACCGGCUCAUACCAUACUACAUGAUCAAGCAGACCCUCCGCGUCGGCAACGCAGCGUCCAUGAUCAACGGCAUGGUCAGACUGAUACUAGCAAAGCUCUCCGUUACGGCCAUGACCAACUGGAUAGGGCUGACCAACAACUCAAACGAUGGCAUGAACUUGAUGCAGCAAAUAAUUAGCACUAUCUUAGCCUGGGAUACUGCCGAGUUCCAAAAGAGGGCGUCUAAGCUUGAGUCUAUGCGAGAUGCGCCAGACAAGAAGGUCAUGAAGGCGAUCAAGGCGCAUGUCUAUGCGUCAAGAGACAGACAUGAGGCUGCGCGCAACAUGUCCAUACAGGAGGAAAAAUCCAUCGUCGCAAUCAUUCUCGACACGGCGGACACACGCAUCAAAUCUCAUUCUCUGAAAGAGCAUCAGCACGACAUAGCCAUGGAGUACUACAGCACCUACCUCUCGAUUCGUGACCGUGAAGAAAUCACAAAGGUGUUCUGCAAAUCGAACCCCGACGUCCUCACAUCUGCAGUGCGUGACUGCGUCUCAGCAAUGGACCCUGUCAUCCGCUCCAUCCACAAUGCCGUUGACCUCUCCAGCACCGUCACCGACGCCGAGAAUUUCAUAACUGACCUCGUCAAAGCCUCCAAACCGAAAAAGAAGUCCGGUCGCAAGAGCCGCGAAACGUCCAAGGAGCGCGAAGCAGACAAUGGCAACGUCGAGACCCCACCCGCCAGCGUGACGGACAGCGACAACGGUGACGCACCUACAGUGGAAGAUUUCGUCGUUCUCCUCCGCAAACACGCACCCGCCCUACACAAGUUCCUCCAUCAAGUCACCAAGAACGCUCCAGACCUUGCACACGACUACCUCGUGUACGCCAAACAAAUGUUUGGAGAAUUCAAGGCCGACGACAAGACUCGCGAGGGUGGCGCAGGGAAUAUGACAGGCCCUCUCCACUCGCUGUUCGAGACGCUGCCGAAAGAGAAACAGGAGGAGCUGAAGAAGCUGUUAGACGAGCACGCAGAACACUUGGGCGAAUUGAAGGACACAAGUCACUCGAGGCUGGAAAGUAUAAUGAAUAACGGCAAAACAAAGGGAAGUACACAUGGGCCGGGCAUGUAUCUGAGCAGGUGGAAUGCACUGCUCGACUCGACGCUCAUCACGCCGGCGACUCUCUCUGGUCCUGUACGGCGCGGAUGGGAGGUCAAAGGCGAAUUGGAUGGCAAAGGGCUCAAGACAUCAAGUGCGUUACAGAGUUCCAAGGGCGGCAAAACCGCCAAUGGCGUGAGCAUCGCAAAUGGCCUAGGUGAUGCACAGGACCGUAAGGAGAGGAAACGAGACAGCAUGGAGGAAGACAAGAUGGCAACGGUAUGGGAAGCCAUGCGCGACGGUUGGGUAGGCGUGUGCAGGGGGCUUGAAGUAAUGGGUAGUUGA
Molecule: messenger RNA, 2094 nt
Organism: Ascochyta rabiei
Lineage: Eukaryota; Fungi; Ascomycota; Dothideomycetes; Pleosporales; Didymellaceae
Exons: 1
Coding region: 1-2094 (697 amino acids)
Molecular function (GO): phosphatidylinositol binding
Source: RefSeq, a predicted model, not a curated record